AUGGGUAUCAUCAUCGACGCGUUCGGCGCGCUGCGCGAGGCCGCCGAGGAGAAGGACCGGACGGCCAUGAACUCGUGCCUCGUCUGCAACACGUCCAAGGACGACAUUGAGUACGCAGGCAUCCGCCUCGGCCUCCGCGACAACUUUGCGCGCCAUACGAACGAAGAGCACAACCUGUGGCACUACUUCUUCUUCAUCAUGUACCUCAAGGGCAAGCCGACGACCGACAUGAACGGCACCGAGUCGUUCGUGUACCAAAAGGUGCAGGCCAAGGAGAUGUCGUGGAUCCCCAAGAACCGCGAUGUUGCCAACGACUCGGACAUUGAGCAGCUCAAGGACCAAGUGCGCGAGCUCACGGAACUCAUCGAGGCCAAGCUCCGGGACCUUUAA
Saprolegnia parasitica CBS 223.65 is the source of this 390-nucleotide messenger RNA. RefSeq lists its product as hypothetical. Bases 1 to 390 code for a protein of 129 amino acids. Lineage: Eukaryota; Oomycota; Saprolegniomycetes; Saprolegniales; Saprolegniaceae. The record is from RefSeq and is a predicted model, not a curated record. Gene Ontology annotation, biological process: calcium ion transport. The transcript has a single exon.